Molecule: messenger RNA, 2822 nt
Organism: Hemibagrus wyckioides
Lineage: Eukaryota; Metazoa; Chordata; Actinopteri; Siluriformes; Bagridae
Gene: vsnl1b
Product: visinin-like 1b
Exons: 4
Coding region: 333-908 (191 amino acids)
Molecular function (GO): calcium ion binding
Source: RefSeq, a predicted model, not a curated record
AACGUUCAGUUUGCGCAAACUCGGAAAACACGCCGAGGCUCGCUGGCGCAGCGCAGUAUCCGCUCAUUUCGUGAUGCUCGGUGCGUGGCGCGUGCGUGGCGUCGCGUAGCCCAGCGCAGUGUGUGCGUUUGUGUGUGUGUGUGUUUGGAGAAGACGGAUCUGUCGCUUCGAAAUUACAUCCACACUCACUUGGGGAAAGGUGUACUAAACGAAGUCGAAUCUGAGGAGUCUGACUAGGUGCUCAGGCAAAAUCUUAAAGGUCCCGGGCGAAUCGUUUAGCACCAGUAGCCUACUCACUUCCACUAAACCCAAUCCCAGUUUACUGGAAGAUCAUGGGGAAACAGAACAGUAAGCUAACCCCUGAGGUGAUGGAAGACCUGGUGAAGAACACAGAAUUUAAUGAACAUGAGCUCAAGCAGUGGUACAAGGGCUUCCUGAAAGAUUGUCCUAGCGGUAAACUAAACCUGGAUGAAUUUCAGCAAUUGUAUGUUAAGUUCUUCCCUUAUGGUGAUGCAUCAAAGUUUGCACAGCAUGCCUUCAGAACCUUUGAUAAGAAUGGGGACGGUACUAUUGACUUCAGAGAGUUCAUUUGUGCCCUGUCCAUCACAUCACGAGGAAGCUUUGAGCAGAAGCUUAACUGGGCCUUCAACAUGUAUGACCUAGAUGGAGAUGGCAAAAUCACUCGAGUGGAGAUGCUGGAAAUUAUCGAGGCUAUUUACAAAAUGGUUGGCACUGUGAUCAUGAUGAAGAUGAAUGAGGACGGCCUGACACCAGAACAGAGGGUGGAUAGAAUCUUUAGCAAGAUGGAUAAGAACAACGAUGACCAAAUCACUCUGGAUGAGUUCAAGGAAGCAGCGAAGAGUGACCCGUCUAUUGUACUGCUUUUGCAGUGUGACAUGCAAAAGUGAGGGUUUGCAUUUCAGCGCGCUCUGGACUGAAUAUGUUGUAAUGUUUUAUUCGUGUUCAGCCAAUUUCCACAAGAUUACGACGAAGUAUAUUUGGACUAUUCAGAUGAACCUGCUUCUUGUGGUUGAAAAUCUAGUAUGCAUGAGAAUGUCAAAUGCUAAGAGUUCUUAAUAUAAAUCUUAAUUUAAUUUCAAAUUUGCAACAAUGUACGGUGUGCAAACUAAAUGAGCCAUUUUCAUUCUUCCAUUGUUAGUCAGUGAAGUGCUCCACAGUAGGCAUCCCAUUUCUUGCUACACUGCUUACAGAUCAUAUUUACCACAAUAGCUACUGUAUUUCCUACGGUGGUUCAGGCAGUAAAAACAAAAUGUCACACUAAAUGUUUCAAGUUCUAUCAAAACAGUAUGAUCUUAAAAAUCAAGGAGGGUAGAGGGGUUAAAUUAGCCUCCCAAAUGUGCUUGUACCUGAUUAUAAAUGUAAGUUAUUUGCAUGCAUGUACUAAGUGUAAAGUUUAAUCUUUAUCUCUUCUUUUGGCAACCUUGACAAAAAAUAUAAGGAGGCCUUAUAAAUGAUAACAUUAAAAAUACUAAUGAUGUGCGAGAUUUCCAUGUGUGAUUCAUCAGCCCAUUAGAUAUCUUCCCUUGGAUGCAUGUUUCUCCCAAAAAACCUACAGUGUGUAUUUGUAUAAGCUAUCCGUAAGGGCAACGAUAUAUUGUGCAUCUUGUCUUGGACCAAUUUAGCUUUUAUGUGUAAAGACUCUGAAAGCUGAAAACUGAUAUACACACAGUUGACUUUUUUUUAUAAGCUACACCAGUGUGGCUUAGACACCAGAGACACCGUUCCUAAUAAACUGGCAACUGUGUAUAUAUCAUUUUUAGCACACACCAAGAUGGCGGUGUACUAGGUACUAUUUCGAUGUAUCCAUUAAAGUGACAACUCCGUGUCUUAAACAGAUAUGUAAAACUGGAUUAUAAAUGACAACUGCCCAACCACAUUACAUACAUUGCCUUUAAUUUACACAUUAAUCAUGUCAACGUGUGUGUGAAUGAACGUGAGUGAGUGAUUCAUUUUGACAAGUCAGUUGUCCCAUGUUUGUUCUAUGGAGGACUGUAAUAAAGCUUGUCCUCCCCAUAAUCAAGAAGCAAUCAACAACAAAUAUGCUUAGUACAGAAAUUCACUCUAAAUGGUGUUUUUAUUGAACUGUUUUUUUUGUAAAAUAUUUCUACACUUGACAUUUCAGUUAAUACUGUUUAUACAGUAACAGAAGGCAUCUUGAGGAGAAUUAUGAAUUUUGCCACAAAGUAAUUUAAGCCACAACUUAUUUUAACCACCUUAAAACAAACAUAUAGUUACUCACAUACACGAAAUCAGUGACAACUGCAAGGUAUCUUGCUUAGAAGAAUGUGAUGUUUCUGUAAACAAGGUUAUGGGCCGAGACGUUUGUUAAGGUGCAUGCCAUAAAUAUUGAAUGGUCUUAUCUCACACUAAAAGAGGGUUCCCCUUCAACAUCAACUGUAAGAACCUGAAAAAUUAGGAAUGUAUUAUGCCACUGAUAUCGAUAAUUUUUGUUUGCACAACUGGGAAACGUGGUGUUGCUGUUUUCUUGCUUUCCACAAAAAAGAAAGAAUCAAGCCAAUGCAUGUCCUAUGAGGCUCAGGAUGCUGCGCAGUUUUAUCUCCUGAGCUCCUUGUAGAAAAUAACAAUAAUGUGUUUGUAAAUCCCAAAAUUCCAGGUGUAUAUCUUUUCCAUGUAAAUAUCUGUACCUAACAUGAAAAAUGAAUGAUCAAAUUUAAAUUUGAUUGUGCAGUAUGUUGUUUGUGUUUUAUUUGUGGCAUGUCUUAAACACACUAUGUAAUGGUUGCGCUGACAACAUUGUGUGAUUCCAAUCAAUAAACUGUCUAUGGGCUGUUUUCACUAUA